Messenger RNA from Symbiodinium pilosum, 1807 nucleotides. Lineage: Eukaryota; Dinophyceae; Suessiales; Symbiodiniaceae. The record is from the annotation of a GenBank genome assembly.
GUGGACACACAGGGUGUCCUGUCAACGAGUGGCCUUCUCUCGUGUCUGGCACAUCCUUUUCGAGGUGCUGAGGCAUUGGAAAUCAGAAGUUACUGUCAUGCUUGCCCUUGGGCAACAGCACAGCCUUGCGUGCGCUGAUGGAGAUAUCGUGCUGGCAUGGGGCGACAACCAUCGUGGUCAAUUUGGAGACGGCAAGAGAACAUCUCGGCCGACUCCUGAAAAGGUGUUUGACGCUGACUUUGUCGGCCUGGCGGCUGGAAUGCAGCAUAGCAUGGGCCUGACCCAAACGGGUCGGCUCCUUUGCUGGGGAGGCAACGAGUUCGGGCAGCUUGGCGACGGUACGAUCCGGCCACGGCUGGAGCCAGUUGAGGUUGAGCUGCCUGGCAUCAAGCAGAUCUCCGCAGGCUGGUGGCACAGCUUGGCUGUUACGGGCAGUGGUGAGGUCUGGACCUGGGGACAGAAUAAGCAAGGCCAACUCGGCGACGGAACACAGGAAACGCGCAUGUCUCCUGUGCGAGUGGCAUCCGGAGUACGACAGGCUGCGGCUGGGUGGCUGCACAGUUGUGCUGUGACGGAGUCCGGGCAGGUACUAAUCUGGGGAACUCUGGAUGGAGUCACUUAUCCUGAGAUGACGGAGGUGGCCGAUUCCAGCUAUGGAGCGGUGGCCGUCGACUGCGGCUAUGCCCACACGGCCUUCCGCACGAGAGAUGGGCAGGUCUUCGCCCUCGGUGCGAAUGCCCGUGGCCAGCUUGGGAAUGGCUCCACAGAUGCCUUUGCUCUGCCAGUUCGUGCGCAGACCACCGCCGUCAGUGGCUCGCCUGUGUGUGCACUGGCCUGUGGCUACGAGCACACUGUGGCGCUUACGGAUGCAGGUGAGGUGCUGACAUGGGGUGCCAAUGACCUUGGACAGCUGGGAGACGCAAGCGCUGAAGACCGCAGAGUUCCUCAGAGGGUCUUUCAGCAGAACGACUGCGUGGGGAUUGCCGCCGGCUGGCAUCACACUGCAUGCUGGGCGUGUGAGCGAGGUGAGGUUUGGGUUUGGGGCAGCAACCUCGAGGGACAGGUUGGUGAUGGCACGAAGGAGUGUGCUCUGAGCCCGCAUCGCGUGCUGCGACAGUACCCGCUCCUGAUGCACCCUUCCCGGCUAGCAGUCAGCUUCUUGCAGUUGAUCGACUUCCAGGAAAAAGUGCGGGAGGAGUCCAGGAUCACGUACCCUGUCAUGACUGUGCGAGAGGUUGUGCACCAGGUCGUCCGGCCAGCUACAGCCUCCCAGCCAAAUCUUGGCUACGCACGUUUUCUGAAUUCUACUCGGCCUCUGUCGGGUGAGGCUUUCAUCUCCCACGGCUGGGACGGGCCCUUCGUGGCUUUCGUCGAGGCUGUGGUGGAGGUCUUCUCUUCAUGGCAGAAGCCGCCCAAUCUUUGGAUUUCCUUUCUGGCCCUGUCCGUCCACGUCCUGGUGCCGCUCCGCUUCCGCCGGGAGCCCCCUGAGGCACCCUGGGCACUGGCCCUCCGGCGGGCAAAGAUAGUGCUUCUCGUCCGGAACCGCAGGUGCGAUGUCUACAAGCGGCUCUGGUGUGUCUUCGAGCUCUUUGUGGCCUCCAGCCUGGGCUUCUUGAGUCGCCCAGGAGGGCUACUGGUCCACGGGGCCAACCACCCAGCCACGGAGCGGGUGGUGAAACUCUCGGGUUGUCAGACCUCUGUGCCGGAAGACAAGGAGUGGCUGCUGUCCUACUUCGACCAACACCCUGGCUCAGCGGAGCAAGCAGAAAGGGUCGCUAGCCAUGUACAUAAGACUUUUUAUCGCUGA